This is a messenger RNA of Chaetura pelagica (chimney swift), 1500 nucleotides long. RefSeq names its product coagulation factor II (thrombin) receptor (gene F2R). Gene Ontology annotation, biological process: blood coagulation; positive regulation of Rho protein signal transduction; positive regulation of blood coagulation. Gene Ontology annotation, molecular function: thrombin-activated receptor activity. The record is from RefSeq and is a predicted model, not a curated record. The coding region runs from base 1 to 1500 and encodes 499 amino acids. Gene Ontology annotation, cellular component: membrane. NCBI's taxonomy places the organism in Eukaryota, Metazoa, Chordata, Aves, Apodiformes, Apodidae. The transcript has 5 exons.
AUGAGCACCCGGCGUCCUCGGCCUGCGGGCUGCCGGGUCGGGGCUCUCCCGCCUUGGAGUGGUUGUCAUUGCGGCUUAGGACCGGGUGUUCUUUGGCGUUGUGAAACGCUGCGUCAGGUUCGUUCUCACGGCACCGGCGAGAGCACGCGGAGACCCAAAGUUAGUGGGUACCGCGACAUCAGACAGGUGCUGGUCCUGCAGGCAGGUGAAAAAGCAAUAGCUGGGACAGUAGCCUUCCCAUAUAACAGCAGCAUCAUGGUCAGAAGUUUUAUACUGUUCCCUGGAAGUCACCCGGAUGACCCUAUACCUACUGAUGGUGAUACUGAAAAUGACUCGGAAGAUGGAUCAAGAGCCAUCAAUCAGACUGGACCAUUCCUACCUGAACAACAAAAAGUGUCAGUGGAAACAUUAAGAUACCUUACCAGUCCCUGGCUGACGCGUUUUGUUCCUUCAGUUUACACCUUAGUGCUUGUGCUGAGUCUGCCUCUGAACGUUACAGCGAUACUCGUGUUUCUGAAAAAAAUGAAAAUUGAAAAACCAGCUGUAGUAUACAUGCUGAAUUUGGCCCUUGCAGAUGUCCUGUUUGUAAGCGUGCUUCCUUUUAAGAUUGCUUAUCACUUUUCUGGAAAUGACUGGGUUUUUGGACCUCAAAUGUGCCGUUUCAUCACUGCUGCCUUCUACUGUAACAUGUACUGUUCAAUAAUGCUUAUGACGAGCAUCAGCUUUGAUCGCUUCUUAGCUGUGGUGUAUCCCAUGCAGUCUCUUGGCUGGCGUACAUUAACACGUGCCUCACUGGUUUGUUUCAUCAUAUGGCUUGUAGCGGUAACUGGGGUUAUACCUUUUCUCAUCAGAGAGCAAACCAUGAAAAUACCCAAGUUAAAUAUAACUACUUGCCAUGAUGUGCUAACAGAAUCUGAACUUCAUGGCUUUUACCUCCACUUCUUCUCCAUCUUCUCUUCUGUGUUUUUUGUAGUGCCAUUUAUAAUUUCUACUGUCUGUUACGUGUGUAUCAUUCGAUGUCUUUGUUCUUCUACCAUUGUUGCAAAACAAAAUAAGAAGACACGUGCCUUGCUCUUAUGUGUGGCUGUUUUUUCUGUUUUUGUUAUUUGCUUUGGACCAACAAAUGUCCUCCUAUUAAUUCAUUACAUAAAUUUUUCUUAUGACAACAGCUUAGAGUAUCUCUACUUCGCGUAUCUACUCUGUGUUUGUAUCAGCAGUAUCAACUGUUGCAUUGACCCCUUUAUUUACUACUAUGCUUCUUCUCAGUAUCAGAGACAACUUUUCAGUCUCUUCAAUUGUAAAAAGGCUUCCGAUCCUAGCAGUAGUAACAGCAGUGGUCAGACAGCGUCUACCACUAGUAGAAGGGCUACAUGUUCUACUAAUGUGAAUAACAGUGUCUACAGGAAAUUACUAUCAACGCUAGAGAGCAUUAAAAUAACUAGGUAUGGCUCAGGCCUGGAAAAAGCUGAUAGUACAGCAACAGUCUCUGCCAGUUCAUAA